UGCACAUGACACCCAAUCACACAACAUGGCCUCCCUAAUCAACCCCAUUUGACAGCUUUUUUAUCUACAUAUAGCCAUAUAAAAAAAUUAAAUAAAUAUAAGGCAAGAAUCCCAUGUGGGAACUCCAACCAAGUUAAAAAAACUUUUGAUUGAAAUUUUUUGUAAUAGCCAAUGAAUAUGUCUGUCCCAAUUUCUCCUAAAGAUGAUGACCAAAUGGAACCUGGUUUACUUCUUGAAGAAAGUUGGUUUUUUGGGAAUUUGCUUGACAGAAAAUCAAGAAUGUUGAGAUGUUAUUCUGAUCCCUGUCCUUCUUAUAAGAAUAGUACUAGUAAUCAAGAUUUUUCAUCUGGAAAAUCUAUAGAGGAAACAUUUUCUUCAUUACAAAAACUCCCACAAAGUGAAAAAAUGAAUCUUGAUUCAAGAAAAAGUAAACCAAGACUACAAAGAGCAUCAUCAGAAGCAUCAUCAGAUAGGUGUAAUUUGCAAAGGGCACCUUCUUUGCCUGUUUUUGUAGACUAUAAAGAAGAACCCCAUGAUGAAGAAAGUGAUUUUUCUAUGGGAAAAUUGAUUAGGCAAGCAUCUAUAACAUCAAUAACAACAGCAGCAACAACAAAGAGCAAAGUUUUUCAAGAAAGUGAACAAGUUCAUGAUGAGGAAAGUGAGUUUUCUAUGGGAAAGUUGAUUAGGCAAGCAUCUAUAAACAAAGUUAAAGUUUCACCUCAGAUGAAUACUUCACAAUUAUUGUUACCAAAAGUGUCACAGGGUAGUAAUCUACAGAGGGCACCUUCUUUGCCAGUUUUUGCAAAAGGGCAAGUAAUUCACGAUGAGGAAAAUGAGUUUUCUGUGGGAAAGUUGAUUAGGCAAGCUUCUUUAAACUAUGCAAAAGUUCUGCCUCCUAAACAUACUUCAAAGCAGGGUCUCACAAGAAGUCCAAGCAUAUCUAGCAUCACAAAGCACCAUUCAAGGAGAAAACAAUAUCAAGAAAGCAGGACUAGAAUUAGUUCAAAUGAUUUACAAGUUGAAGAUUUGCAAAGUUUCAAGAACUUAGACUUGAACAAUGAAAAGGUGUCAAGCCCAGAUUUUGCAAACACAACACCAGGAUUGAAGGACAAGAACAAGAACAAACCAAUAAUUGGCUUAUCAGAAUUAGACAAGAUAAGAAGACCAGAAGAUCACAUGAAAGAACAAAUCAAAUAUUGGGCUAGAGCUGUGGCAUCUAAUGUUCGUUAAGAAGUGACUAUUUUUGCAAGUUUUACUUUAGGAUAUAAAAGCUGAUCAUUUUGCUAUCUGAUUAUAACAGAAACAUCUUAUGUUUCUGCAUCUUAUAAGACUAAAUUUAUUGUUAAUUACAAGACUUUGUUGCAUAAACAAAGUAUUCAUUGUGGGAAUAAUUUUGUAAAAAGAUUUGAUCAUUGUUGCAAUAUUUUUAUGAUGUAGUAGCAUGUCAAUGUUAGA
Capsicum annuum is the source of this 1455-nucleotide messenger RNA. RefSeq lists its product as uncharacterized. The transcript is spliced from 2 exons. The coding region runs from base 172 to 1230 and encodes 352 amino acids. Lineage: Eukaryota; Viridiplantae; Streptophyta; Magnoliopsida; Solanales; Solanaceae. The record is from RefSeq and is a predicted model, not a curated record.